Molecule: messenger RNA, 1227 nt
Organism: Peniophora sp. CBMAI 1063
Lineage: Eukaryota; Fungi; Basidiomycota; Agaricomycetes; Russulales; Peniophoraceae
Source: the annotation of a GenBank genome assembly
AUGCAGCUUUCUUCUACUUUCGCCGUUCUCGCUGCUUUCGUGACCGCUGCUACCGCCUUGCCUUCGAAGGUCAGCUCCACCGACUCGUUCGGCGCCGUUUACAUGAUCACCAACGACCUCGACGCCAACUACGUUGUUGCGGCCGAGAUCGGCCAGGAUGGUCUUCUUAGCAACCUGAACUCGGUGUCUGCGCAGGGCUCCGGUGCCCAGGGUCAGCCCAUCAACCUCGGUCCGCUCUUUUCCCAGGGACCCGUUGAGGUUAACCAGGCUACUGGUCGCCUCGCUGUCGUCAACGCCGGUUCGAACACCUUCCAGAUCUUCGACAUUGACCCCGAGAACCCGACGCAGCUGACUCCGGUCGGCGAUGCCAUUGAGUCCAAGGGUGACUUCCCCGAGUCUCUCGCUUGGAACACUCGCGGCGACAAGCUCUGCGUGCUCAACGGUGGCGUUGAUUCGAGCAUCCAGUGCUACACUGUCGACGAGGACGGUGCCGCCACCUGGGCCUCUACUGGCGCCAUCUCCGGCUACAACCAGACCGCCAACCCCCCGACUGGUCCCCCUGGCACUGUGUCCCAGGUUCUGUUCACGCCUGACCAGGAGAACGUCAUCGGUAUCGUCAAGGGUCUGCGCACCGACUUCGACACCUACCCCGGCUACUUCCGUGUUUGGGACAUUGAUGACAACGCCGUCCUCGGCGACUCUCCCACCACCAUCGAGAUCCGCCCUCCCUACGGUGGCCUGACCUUCUCGCUCUCCCAGAUCCCUGGCCGCGAGGCAUACGUCGGCUCGGACGUCGUCAACGGCGCUCUCGUUGUCGACAUGACCAACGGCGUUGAGACCACCGUCAUCAAGCCCCUUACGCUCCCCAACAACGCCGGCAACUGCUGGUCCGUCGCGGCGCCCAAGACCGGCACGUACUUCGUCAGCGACUUGCUUGCCAGCUACAUCAACGAGGUCAAGGUCGACGAAGACCUCAACCCCUCACUCGUCAGGCAAUACGACGUCGCUGGUGCUGGUCCCAACGAGGCUGUCGUUGCGGACGUGAACGGCCAGGAGUUCCUUUACAUCAUGCACCAGGCCAACUCUAGCUUCGGAGUCUGGCGCCUCGACGGCCCGGGCGAGGCCGAGCUGGUACAGCUCUUGAACAUCACGAUCCCCAUUGAGAACCAGGGCACCAACGUCGACUACAUUCUCCUCUCGGGCAUGAGCAUCUACCUCAAGGAGUAG